AUGGGCCCUACGAUUGAAGGGAGCGAUGAUGAACCACGAGACGACGAGCUGGACUUGCUGGAGACCGGCGCGGAUAUUGAUGCCGACGCUGAUGCCGACGCUGAUAUAGACGAGGAGGAUGAAGAGGGACUCGUUAAUGCGGGUGACAAUGGUGGUGUCGGCGACCUCGAAGACCAGGCGGGCAACGAGGAAUAUCCUGAGGACCAAAUGCUAGAUGACGACCAUGUUUCUCUCUCUAGUAGUCGGGACCCGUCUGCGGUGGGAUUAUCAGGGUCAAUAUCUGAUCAUAACGGAGCAAGCUCUCCGCAGCGGUCUCAUGGUCGAACGCACGAUAGCAUUGAUGAUUUGGGAUCUAUACCGGAUGAUUCUCCCUCGGUCCAGGGCUCCCUUCUCUCCUCUCCUGGCAGCAGCGCAUUUGCCCAUCGCGGAUCAACUUCGAACCUCAGUCCAACCCCCCAUCGGCCGUUCGAUCGCCGAUUCCAAUCUCGUCUCUCAGUCUCGUCAAUCCCUCCCAGCGCAAGACCGGUGUCCCCGGCCCUAAGUCUUGCACAUUCUCGAAAUUCGUCUCUUGCUAGCCAUCUUCGAUUUGACACCAGUACGCCGGAUUUACCUGAGGAAUCCGAACCAGCGCCGUGGGAGGUAGUUCGAUGGACAAAGCUUAAGAGGAUAGCUGGCCAGGUGUUUUCGGAAGUCGGAAAGCGGAACUUUGGCCGUCCAACGUGUACGGCUGUGUCUACGUCAAUUGUGCUAGGAACGACCAAGGGAGUUAUCCUUGUCUUUGAUUAUCAGCAGAACCUCAAGGCUAUCAUUGGGCCUGGCACAAAAGCUGUUUCAUCGGGUCCUGUUACUUCGCUGGCUAUAUCUGCAGACCACUCAACUUUAGCGGGUGGUCAUGCUGAUGGAACGAUCUUUACUUGGGAAAUUGCGCGACCAGCGCGGCCGUUCCUUCAUAUCCUACCUAUACCCAAAGACCACCUUGACUCCCGCCGGACUGAUGGUCAUGUUGCAGGUGUAUCUAUCAUUCAUAUCGGGUUUCUAGGGAUUAGGCAUACCGCUCUUGUCUCAGCUGAUGACAGUGGCAUGGCAUUUUCACACCUUGCGACUAGAGGGAUGGGAGCCGUCGGACGAGUUGUGAGAACUACCCGUAUACUAGGUCGCUAUCCUGAUUAUGCCCCGACUGCUCCGCCUCGAAAACCCAGCUCAGUGCUUGCCUUUUCUCCGCUCCCUUUGGGCAACGUUGAGCAGCCAACCGACCCGCUGGGUUUAGUUGCAAUGCUCACGCCAUAUCUGUUGGUGAUCGUUUCCACCACUCCCGUUGCUCGAACUCAAUAUAAAUCAGGGCGGCCCAAAGAACUCGCUGCUCAUAGUGCACUGACAGCAACACUGGCAUGGUUCCCAGCUAUAAAGCUAAAAGGGAAAAAUUCCGAAACAUCCAAGACAAAACUUGUAUACUGCUGGUCAAAUGUCCUCACAAUUCUAGACGUUAACGACAUCAGGCGAGUGGAUGCUGACGAUAAGGAGAGACCUAUCAGUCUCCAGUUCAAGCCACGGUGCCGGUGGCGGGCAGACGAGGCUAUUGUUGCCGUGCAGUGGAUAAGCCGUUCCGUUCUUGCUGUAAUGACAAUUACUCAACAGCUUCUUAUCCUAGAGGAUAACUCUCUACGAGUGACUGAUUCAUCCGACUUAAUACAUAAACAUAUUUAUCACGCUGACCUUUUCUCGAGGCAACUUCACUCACUUGUUGAACAACUGGACGACGAUGACGAUGACAGCGAACCGGACCAGUCGAUGCAUGGUGUCAUUGCUGAUGCAUUCUACAUGAGCUUCCGCGCGUAUAAGGGGCGCCUAUUUCUACUGGGAUUCAACGAUAUUUGCGUGGGUAGCUUAUCGAACUGGGCUGACCGACUACUUGCCUUAGUCGAAAGUGGUGAUUUCAUUGGAGCCAUUCGCCUUGCUACAUCAUUCUAUAUUGGUCAUUCUGAGAAAUUAACGGUCGGGCUUCCAGAGGAAGACGAUCUAAGGCACCAGGUCGUGCAGGAAAAGCUACUUGAGAUGAUGUCAGCUUCCCUCAGAUUUGCGUUUGGAAAAAAUGCGGAGUCGGGUAUUGAGCGGCUUCAAAAGUCACAACUAAGCGAACUGGCGGAUGCAUGUAUAUUCGCCUGCGAUGCCAUGGAUAAUCAUGAGUUCUUGUUCGAAGAUGUAUAUUCCUGGUAUGAGGAAUAUGAAGCUGAUGGCAUUUUCAUGGACGCUCUGGAGCCAUAUAUUGUGAAGGGCAGUGUGCGGGCUCUCCCACCAACGGCCGUCAAGUCCUUAAUAACUCACUUCGUAACGACCCAUACUGCGAGCCGACUUGAAGAAAUCAUCUGCCUCCUCGAAACGGAUACGAUGGACAUAGACCAAGUGACCACUCUAUGUAAAAAGCACAAUCUUUAUGAUGCUUUCAUCUACGUCUGGAACCGUGCUUUACACGACUAUAUCAGCCCCCUCCAGGAACUGCUCAACCUGGUUACCAAGCAUGGAACACAGGCUGAUAGCGCUGAUAAAGACUCAGACCUCAUCGCGAAAGACCAUGCCAACGCAAUGAAGAUGUUUCCAUACCUCUCCUAUAUUCUUACCUCUCGCAUAUACCCAACAGGAGAUGAACUCGAAGAACACGAAGCUUUACCCGCGAAAAGUGAGCUCUACAAACUGUUGUUUUCAGGGAAGGCCAAUGGCGGUAAUAGUCGAUCAAAUGGCUCAACCCCAUUCCGGAGCCUCCAGACGAUGUUAGAGUUCGACACACCCAGCUUUAUGAGUAUGUUGAACGAGGCUUUCGAGGAUAGUUUCUUAAACGAUCCAGUCGACCAAUGGAGCAAUGGAGAACAAGCCAAAUCUGCCGAUGGUUCUUCAAUGAAUCGCCAGUAUCUAUUACGAAUUCUUCUUGAAGUUAUGGAUUCCAACUCGUCCAAUUUCAGUCCUACUGAUACCAUCUACCUUGACAUGUUCAUCGCACGAAAUCUCCCAAAAUAUCCCCAAUACAUUCUUCUUUCGGGCUCUACUCUACAGCAAGUCCUCGUCAGACUUUGCCAGUACCCGAGUGCUGAGAUGCUGGAUGAUUGCCAACUCUCUGCUGAAUACCUAUUAUCCACCUAUCAUCCUCCAGAUAUACAAGCUUUGAUCCCUCUUCUUGAGGAGGCGAAAUUUUUCCGGAUACUAAAGUCAACAUACAGAGCAGAAAAAAGGUACUCAGAUUUGUUACGAACGUACCUAGCAGAUCCAGAAGAUCAACAACAGAUCUUUGCCUGUAUUCGUGACUAUCUGCGGCCGACCUCACCCCUCAGCAAGAAACAGCGCCGUGCAUUCAUAAGCACGAUGGAGGAGAACGCAAAAGAGUUGGCUUCUAUAGAUAUUUCCGAGACAGCGCGUACUGUGCAGUCACUGGCUCCCGACCUACACAAUAAAUUUCUCCAGGCACUAGAAUCUGAUCUCGGAAGUCAGUAUGAAUACCUCCACACCAUCCUUGAAGAUGAGCGAAAAGCAGGGACGGAUGCAAUAUCCACAAAUAACACUGGCCACGAGCUUAUUGAACGGUAUCUCCAGUUGAUGUGUCAAUAUAACCCAUCACACGUUGCUGAUUUUAUUAACCUUAUAAAAGUGGGCGACCUCCAUCUGGAAACUGUGCUACCUUGUAUUGAGAGUAGCGGGAUCGUGGAUGCCGCGGUAAUCCUCCUCGCGAAACAAGGAGAAGUCACCAGUGCCAUGGAGAGGUUAACCAAACACCUUGCGACAUUGGACGCUGGGCUCUCCGGCCUUUUACAGAACGCAGACGAGACUCCUGAUUCGGCUAAUGCUGCCGAAGCAGUGACUGACCUGAUCCUCUCGGUAGAGAAAUACACUCGGGUUGGAACUUGGCUGUGCAAAGAACAGAGUAAAGUUGCAAGAAGAGUUCAUCAGGGGGGCAAAUUUAACAAACGAGGCAGCUCUGUUUUUGAGCAGCCUUUGACAUACGAUGAGAACUUGUGGCUUGUCGUUAUCGAGGCUGUCGUGAAAAUUGCUCAGCAUAUCUCACCAUUAUUGAAGCAGGGCCUUCUUGAAGAUAAUAACAAAGAGUCAAGGGAGGCAUGGCAAGUGGAAGCUGACGAGGAUAACGAGGACGUUAAUCGGCCUGGCCAUUUAUCAGCCUCCUUCAAAUCCCUAGUUCAACAAGUUUUCACCUCAUUGCUAACCAGCACUACAAAGGCCAAGCAUGCACCGCAUGAGAAAACAGAUGUUUCAUUCCUCCGGAUUCUUCGCGCAUUCCUCACUCGCGCCGCCGCGGCGUCGCCGUCACUAUCUGAGCUUCGAACGGUGAUUGGUUCUAUAUUCUCUGCAUACACGUAUGAAGAAUCUCUCUUAUCCCUUGCCAACACAAUGCUUGACAAAGACCUAUUCGUACAUGUGGAUGAAAUCACCAAGCUCCGACAAAAGGGUUGGCGGCCACGCGGACAGGUCUGCGAAGUAUGCCGACGGCGUGCCUGGGGUCCUGGUACCGGAGCGCACAUAUGGGAAGCAUGGGAGAAUAAAUGGGACCAACGGCGAAGGCGAAGGCAGAGUCAGCAUUUUGAUAGAGACGGAGAUGGAAAUGAGGAUAGAGACGCCAGCAACACUACCUCAAGAAAUAAAGGUAAAGGCGUCGCUGUACCUCCGCCACCCACCACAAGCCUUACUUCGCAUGCACCUCCAUUACAGUCACAGUCGGAGGCAGAGGCAGCGAACUCGGCUGUUUUAGACAGUGCCACUGGCAAUGAUGAUACAAAUUCCAACGGAGAAGGGCCCUCUCGCGCAAUCAGCGAAUCAUCGAAGAAUACACCUGGCUUUACUACAACCCCAUCCACAGAUUAUGGGCCUAUCGUCGUAUUCGGCUGCAGGCAUCUAUAUCACCAGUCCUGUCUUACUGAAGCUGUGGCGCAGAAAAACAUUGGUGACAACACUUCUUCUCCUGCAUCUCCCGAGUCGAAGUUCCAUCCAUCACAUCAUGCUUACGACCGAGCUGGGCCUCGACAAUUUUCCUGUUUGUUGUGUAUAUAA
This is a messenger RNA of Arthroderma uncinatum, 5046 nucleotides long. RefSeq lists its product as uncharacterized. The record is from RefSeq and is a predicted model, not a curated record. Gene Ontology annotation, biological process: protein targeting to vacuole; endosomal vesicle fusion. Bases 1 to 5046 code for a protein of 1681 amino acids. Gene Ontology annotation, cellular component: HOPS complex; late endosome. Lineage: Eukaryota; Fungi; Ascomycota; Eurotiomycetes; Onygenales; Arthrodermataceae. The transcript has 3 exons. Gene Ontology annotation, molecular function: protein binding.